Messenger RNA from Aspergillus tanneri, 1395 nucleotides. Its product is annotated as kynureninase. Bases 1 to 1395 code for a protein of 464 amino acids. Gene Ontology annotation, molecular function: kynureninase activity; pyridoxal phosphate binding. Gene Ontology annotation, biological process: NAD+ biosynthetic process. The record is from RefSeq and is a predicted model, not a curated record. Lineage: Eukaryota; Fungi; Ascomycota; Eurotiomycetes; Eurotiales; Aspergillaceae. Gene Ontology annotation, cellular component: cytoplasm. The transcript has 4 exons.
AUGUCUAACCACGUCUAUCCUUCCAAACCCACCUUCCCAAGAGAUGCAACGAAAAAGGACUAUGCUGCAUCCCUAGAUGCGGCAGACCCUUUGGCUGCAUUUCGUGAUAAAUUCAUCGUUCCUUCGAAAGCCAACAUCAACUGUAGAAAGCUUGCAAAGCCAGACCUGUCGUCAGAACCAUGCAUUUACUUCUGUGGCAACUCUCUUGGAAUCCAGCCAAAGGCUACAGCAAAAUUUAUCCAAGCACAAUUGGAUACUUGGUCAUCCAUUGGAGUCUCGGGUCACUUUGUCGACCUCGAGGGCUCGCCACUAAGGCAAUGGCAGUUGCUGUCUGAACAAGCCGCUGAAUCGAUGUGUAAAAUCGUCGGAGCAGAGCCUGCAGAAGUCGCAGCGAUGGGAACGCUGACUGCGAACCUGCACCUACUUCUUGCGAGCUUUUAUAGGCCGACGGCUACCAAGUACAAGAUUCUGAUGGACUGGAAGGCAUUUCCAAGUGAUCAUUAUGCCAUUGAAUCUCAUAUUGCCUGGCAUGGCCUAGAUCCAAACCAGUCCAUGGUGCUCAUUGGGCCCGAUGAAAGCGAAUAUGAGAUUUCCACAGAGAAGAUCUUGUCCUACAUAGACCAGCACGCGGACGAUGCAACUCUUAUUCUUCUGCCAGGUAUCCAGUACUAUACUGGACAGCUCUUUGAUAUUCCGAAGAUCACCGAGUAUGCGCAUUCACGUAAUCUGACAGUCGGGUGGGAUCUAGCCCAUGCGUUCGGAAAUGUCGAGCUGAAACUUAAUGAAUGGGACGUUGAUUUCGCAGUCUGGUGCACAUACAAAUAUGGUAACUCCGGUCCUGGAACAAUGGCUGGUCUUUUCGUACACGAGAAACAUGGCCAUGUCGAUUACAGUGAAGGGGAAGAUGCCCCCAAAUUCCGUCAUCGGUUGACUGGGUGGUAUGGUGGUGACCGUUCUGUGAGGUUCAAAAUGGACAAUAAGUUCAAACCGAUCCCUGGAGCAGGAGGCUUCCAAAUAUCUAACCCUUCUGCUAUUGACCUUACGGCUCUAUGCGCUGCUCUCUCCGUAUUUGACGAAACUUCUAUGGCUGAGCUUCGUAAGAAAUCAGUUCUGUUGACAGCGUACCUGGAGUAUCUAUUAUUGGAAGGCACGGCAGAGGAAUCGCGUCCAUUUCGCAUUAUUACUCCAUCGAAUCCUGAGGCAAGGGGCGCUCAGUUAAGUCUGCUACUCAAGCCUGGUUUUCUGCAGAAUGUCUCUCAGAAAUUGCAAGAAGCUGGGGUGGUCUGCGACAAACGAGAGCCAGGUGUCGUUCGCGUCGCACCUACUCCUCUAUACAAUACCUUCACUGAAGUGUGGACGUUCGUGCAACAAUUCAGGGCUGCAUUGGAGGUAUAA